AUGAAUGAAACUAGCAAUAUUAACGGUAGCUCAACCGGUGGCGUUUGUUCAUCGUGUCUUAAAGAAAUGCCUCUUGUUAUGACAUCAUCAUCCUUAUCUCGACUUUGCUCGAAUUGUAUCACUGAAUUUAUUGAUCCACAACAACAAUUUUCAUUGCCUAUGAACAAUAAAUUUCCACUUUUGCCUCCAUCGCAACCUUUAUCAAGUAUGCAGCAGCAGCAGCAUCCACAGCAACAACAACAACAGUCCCAAUCAAUAUUACAACCGAAUUUUUCGCCAUUAUCGUCAUCAUCAGCCUCUUCGACAUCAUCAAUAUCAUCCACUAAUCGACGUUUUAGUGCAUUCGAUCCAUUUACAUCCGGUAAUGAUAUAAAAAGUAGUUUUCUACAACCAUUGACUGACUUAAACAAUGCGUUUUCAUCUUUAAAUUCAUCAAAUUUAACUAAUAAUAAUGAUUCUGAAUCGACAACAUCUGACUUUAUGCGUUAUUUUCAUAAUUUUCUUAAUGGAAAUAAUCAUAAUAAUAUCGGCGAUCGUGAUAGUCCUACCAGUAGUGUUCAAAGUAAUGAUUUUUCUCCAUUCUUCACUCCAAAUUCAACCAAUAAUAAUUAUCCACCACCUCAAUCUUUACUGCAACGUCAACAUUCAGCAUUUUCAUCUGUUGAUUCAACAACAAGUUCCACACCAUCAUUAAAUCGUUCAUUAAACAAUGAUAUUCCGCCGGCACUAUGCUGUUUCGCCAAUAAUCCUCCGUAUACAUUCUGUAUCGACUGUGAAACAUCAUUGUGUGAGAAAUGUGCAUUAACCCACCCGAAGAUGCUCGGUUUUAAAGAUCAUCGACAACAAUUAUUAUCCUCCUCACAAUUUAAUAUUAACAACAACAAUAAAACUGUCAAUCAUAAUAAUAACAUUAAUAAUUCUCGGUCAAUCAUUGGUCAACCACCACGACAACAACCACCGCCAGAUAUAUUACCAUUAAGUGCAGUUCGCUUAUCACAACAAACAACACCAUUCGAUUCUUCUCUGAAUCGAUCUUCAUCAACAAAUAAUUCAUCGAAUGAUGUUCAAUCGUUAUUUAGCUCAUUUUUUUCUCAAUUAUCACUUAAUACACCUAAUAAUGAGACUUUAAACAAUAAUAAUCACGCACCCCCAUCACCUUCGAUAUCAUCGACUACUAUAUUUUGCCAUGAACAUUCAAAUUUAAAGGCAUCCUACUAUUGUGAUAUGUGUUCACGUGCAUAUUGUCAUGACUGCCAAGUUCUUCAUGCUCAACAGCAUACACUAUCAUCAUUGCAAGAUACAAUUGACAGCGCUCGACAAUUAACGAAACAAUUUCUAAUCGAAUCCCAAACAUUAUUGUAUCAUCUCGACGAAUCAUUGAAACAAUCGACGCGUACGAUAGAGAAUAUUUCAAUAAAAAGUGCAACUAUUGAAAAUGAAAUACGUACAAUGAUCAAGUAUUUUCUUGACAUACUUUCACAACGACAAGAUUUCCUAUUGAAAAAUGUUGAUAAAAUACAAACAAUGAAAACGCAAACCUUACAAAGACAAAUCAACGAAUUAAAUCAAGUUAUUAAACAAUUACACUUAACCAUACUUGAUUGUAAUGAAUGUUUAAAAAACGGCACCGAUGCUGAUUUAAUUCGUAUACGAACUCGUUUAUGGAAUGAAACGAUUAAAAUGAAACAAACCUUAUUAUUAUAUUUAAAACCUAUUGAAGAUGAUUAUAUACAAUUUCAAGGUUCGCCAACGUUAAUCAAUAAGUCUUUGAUAAAUUAUGGCCAAUUAAUUACUUCAACAUAUCCAUCAUUAUGUGAAUUAUAUGGUGAUUCACUUCAUUUUACUAUUCGUAAUCGUUUAACAGUUUUAAAUUUACAAACACGUAGUCAUCUUGGCGAAUUACGAACAACAGGUGGCGAUAAUAUUCAAUGUUGUCUAAUCGAUACAGGUGCAAAUCAAACUGUUUCAUGCGACAUAUAUGAUCGUCAAAAUGGACAAUACUUUAUAACUUACAUAGCGCAAAGUGAUAAUUUACAUAUAUUAAAUGUAUAUGUAAAUAAUGCUCCAAUAAAAGAUAAUCCAUUUCGUAUACAAAUCAAACAAAAUCGUAAUUAUUCAACGAUUGGUUUAAAAUUAGAAUUUGAAAUCGGCGGUGAAGGUGAUCAAGAUGGUAAACUAUGUCGGCCAUGGGGUGUUUGUUGUGAUCAUCAAUCAAAUAUAAUUGUUGCCGAUCGGUCCAAUAAUCGUAUACAAAUAUUUAAUAAACAUGGGCAAUUUCUAAGAAAAUUCGGCACACAAGGUAAUCGUCCGGGACAAUUUGAUCGGCCAGCUGGUGUUGCAUUCGAUAAACAAUUACAUCGUGUUGUAGUUACAGAUAAAGACAAUCAUCGCAUACAAGUUUUUACAUCUACUGGAGAAUAUAUAUUUAAAUUUGGUGAGAAAGGUACGAAACCCGGUCAAUUUAAUUAUCCAUGGGAUGUAGCAGUAUCAUCAACAUCGCAAAUCUUAGUAUCAGAUACACGAAAUCAUCGUAUACAAUUAUUUUCCAAAGAUGGUCUAUUCUUAAGAAAAUAUGGCUUUGAUGGGCCUAUAUGGAAACAAUUUGAUUCGCCACGUGGAGUCGUUUUUACUCAUGCUGGCCAUAUAAUUGUAUCAGAUUUUAAUAAUCAUCGACUGUUAUUCAUAUCAUCAGAUUUUCAAAAUGCUCGAUUUUUCGGUAGCGAAGGCUCAGGUAAUGGACAAUUCCUUCGUCCACAGGGUGUUGAUAUUGAUGCCGAAGGAAAUAUAAUUGUUGCUGACUCAAGAAAUUAUCGUGUACAAAUUUUCUCACCGCAAGGUGUUUUUAAAACAAAAUUCGGUACCCAAGGUUCAGGUCCUUUACAUAUGGAUAGACCAAGUGGAUUGUGUGUUACACCGGACGGUCUUCUUCUUGUCGUAGAUUUUGGUAACAAUCGUAUUCUUGCUCUUUAA
Rotaria socialis is the source of this 2970-nucleotide messenger RNA. Lineage: Eukaryota; Metazoa; Rotifera; Eurotatoria; Philodinida; Philodinidae. The record is from the annotation of a GenBank genome assembly.